Molecule: messenger RNA, 2034 nt
Organism: Parasteatoda tepidariorum (common house spider)
Lineage: Eukaryota; Metazoa; Arthropoda; Arachnida; Araneae; Theridiidae
Product: flavin-containing monooxygenase 5-like
Molecular function (GO): N,N-dimethylaniline monooxygenase activity; NADP binding; flavin adenine dinucleotide binding
Source: RefSeq, a predicted model, not a curated record
AUAUCGAAAAAGGAAAAAGAAUGCCUUGUUCACUAUAUUCGAAAUGCAUUGAAGAACACAUAUAGAGGGGGGAAAGUGUAUCGCAUGCUAAAGUAACCGAAGUCAACUACAAGAUUUUUCUACUUUAAAAUCGUUGAAUCUAAGAAAUGGAAAUUCUGAGAAUACUAUAGCCGCUGUUUUAUGAAGAAUAAAGAGUUUUAUUGCAGAACAUACCUGGAUAUUAUAAAGGAGAUCUAUGAAUUCCUCCAGAAGAAAUGAAGUCAAAAUGGCACAAUGAAUAUGAAGUUAAUUGUGCUUUAAAAAAUAUUAAAGCUGGUUCCAUUGAAACUCAUAGGGAUAUGAGUAAAAAGAAGAUAGCCGUGAUUGGAGCAGGCAACACGGGCAUGGUAUCCAUAGCCAUGCUAAAGGAAGAAGGUUUGGAACCAGUGUGUUUUGAGAAGACGAGCAAACCUGGAGGAACCUGGUACUACCGAGAAGAGACAGAAGAUGGCGUUCCAUCUAUUAUGCCCACCACAAUCAUCAACCACAGUAAAGAAAUGGGGGCGUUUAGUAAUUUUCCCCCCUCAGAGCACUAUAAUAACUACAUGAGACAUUUUGAACUGUAUCAGUAUUUUAUGGAGUACUGGAAUACAAAAGACUGUCUGCGCCAUGUGAAGGUAAACAUGGAGACAAUAAGUGUCGUACGUGCUGAGGAUUACGAAAUGAGUGGGCAGUGGGUUGUAACAGUGAGAAGUACUCUUACUGGUGAAAUUACAAGUGAUAUAUUUGAUGGUGUUAUGGUAUGCGUUGGGCAUAUCAACCGCCCUAAAAUGCCCACCUACCCUGGACAAGAAAGGUUUAAAGGUAAAAUAAUUCACAGCCACAGUUUGAAAGGUGUAGCUGAGUACCAAGGACAAGUUGUCGCUGUUGUUGGAAUGGGAUGUUCCGCUUUAGAUGCUGCAGUUGAAAUCAGCCAUGUUGCUAAACAAGUAUAUUUAAGUACAAAAACUGGAGCAUACAUAAUGACAAGAGUGGGACCGAAAGGCUAUCCCAUGGACUAUGUACUACUGCGUCGUUAUAUGACAUUCUUUUUGGAUUACCUUCCAAGAGAUGCUUGCAGUAAAUACAUUGAAAUGAAAUACUUGAAUCCGAAGUUCGAUCAUAAAAUGUACAGUGUACAACCUAGCUAUCAUAUGUUCUCCAAGGAUCCAGUUAUUAAUGACCACAUUGGGUCUAAACUCUUAUCUGGAUCUGUGAUUCAGAAAACUGAUAUUGCACAUUUUACAGAAGACGGAAUACUAUUUAAAGGUGAUGAUCAUAUUACAAAAAUAGAUUCUGUGAUUAUGGCUACUGGCUACACGUGGAAAUUUCCACUUUUAGAAGAGGGAAUAGUUCUACAAGAAGAUGGUGUCAUAAAUUUGUACAAGUGUAUCUUUCCCCCUCAACUAAGACAUCCCACAUUGGCAAUUAUGGGUUUUAUUCUAGUGUUUGGACCCGGUUUCCCGGUUUCCGAAAUGCAAGCUAGAUGGGUCAGCCAAGUAUUGAUGGGCAAGAAGACACUCCCGUCUCAAAAAGUGAUGGAAAAAGAUGUGAGAAGUAGGUACAAAACUAAUUCAAAGAAAUAUGCUCCAAAUGACAAGAUGUCUAUCAGAGUUGAUUACGUACAAUACAUGGAUGAAAUAGCAUAUUUGAUAGGUGCGAGACCAAAUUUUUGGAAAAUGUUUUUUACGGACAUAAAAUUGUAUUGGAGAUUAGUUUGGGGUCCAGCUCUAGCUUAUCAAUACAGAUUGAAAGGACCACAUAAAUGGAAAGGUGCUAGACAAGCAAUUCUGACAAGUAAACAAAGAUUAUUAUCACCAUUACAUAGAAAUCGAGACAAUAGAAAUCAAGUUCACGUUAAUUUAGCAUAUUCCUCGUAAACGAAAAUUUCUAGAAAAAAAUGUCAUCUAUAAAACUACAUAUUAAAAGUACUAUUAUGAAUAUUUGAGAGGGCUCUCAUAGCAUUUAUAUAAAUUUUAAAAGCGUAUGAAGAUUAAUAAAUAACUUGUUUCUUUG